Prosopis cineraria is the source of this 771-nucleotide messenger RNA. RefSeq lists its product as uncharacterized. Lineage: Eukaryota; Viridiplantae; Streptophyta; Magnoliopsida; Fabales; Fabaceae. Gene Ontology annotation, molecular function: dynein intermediate chain binding; dynein light intermediate chain binding. The transcript has 2 exons. The coding region runs from base 260 to 649 and encodes 129 amino acids. Gene Ontology annotation, cellular component: dynein complex. The record is from RefSeq and is a predicted model, not a curated record. Gene Ontology annotation, biological process: microtubule-based process.
AAUACCCGAAUCCAACGAAUACAUUUAUUUACAAACACUACUUUGUUCAUUUCUCAAUCUUCCUCCGUCUCUGUACUCUUCCCUCUCGCUUUUCCUGUCUCUUUUUCUUUUUCCUUCUCUGGGGCCUUUUUACAAGCUCAUGGAGAGCAUAGCAUACUUCCUUUCCUUUGCCAUUGCUUUUAGCUGAAAUUUCAAUUUCUGCCCGUUAUCUUAAGGGACAGAGAGGAAAAGGGGUCCUUUUUCUGUGAUUGAUGAGAGGAUGGACGCAGCAGAGGAGGAGCUAGAGAGAAGAAGCAAGUUUCUCAAUAGUCUGAUCCAGAAGAAGAAAGCUGUAGAGCAACAGGAGCAUCAUGAUCGCUUCAAUGUCCGCCUCAGGGCUUGUGACAUGCCUCUCCCUCUGCAGAACCGCGCUUUUCGCUGCGCGCGUGAACACCUCGAUUCCAUGCCUGGCAAGAAGCUCGACAGUAAACGUCUUGCCCUAGCACUCAAGAAGGAAUUUGAUUCUUCCUAUGGUCCAGCUUGGCACUGCAUUGUGGGUACUAGCUUUGGUUCCUACGUUACACAUUCUCUUGGUGGUUUCUUGUAUUUUUCCAUCGACAAGGUUUAUAUCCUUCUCUUCAAGACAGCUGUUGAACCGUUAGAUCAUUGAUGAAUUCCAUGUCUUUUUUUCUUUUUGGGGAGUAACAUGCUUGUCUCUUUGCAAGAUUAAAACUUCAAAAAGAUUUACCAAUGCGUAAAAUCACAAAAUGGAAAAUCUCAAGACUUUUUAUA